AGAUGAAGAAAUACUGUACACUGUCUUUGGUUCAAGGUUUGAUUUCGGUGACAGCGCUCCGCUCUAUCGGGUUUUGAGAGCUUGGAAUACGGUUACUGAGGCGGACAGCCCCGCUGUAGAGAGCCAAGAUGAUGAACAUGUGGAAAGUCCGGGAAUUGGUUGAUAAAGCAACCAAUGUGGUGAUGAACUACUCGGAGGUGGAGACUAAGGUGAGGGAGGCCACCAACGAUGACCCCUGGGGACCUUCAGGACAGCAGAUGGCAGAGAUUUCCAGAUGUACGUUUAUGUAUGAGCAGUUUCCUGAGGUGAUAAACAUGCUUUGGAACAGGAUGCUCCGGGACAACAAGAAGAACUGGAGAAGGGUCUACAAGUCUCUGCUGUUGUUGUCCCACCUCAUCAGGAACGGUUCAGAGAGAGUUGUCACCAGCGCCAGAGAACACAUCUACGACCUACGAUCUCUAGAGAGCUACCACUUCGUAGAUGAGAACGGUAAGGACCAGGGAGUGAACGUACGGCAGAAGGUGAAGGAGAUGGUGGAUCUAAUCCAGGAUGAUGAUAGACUGAGAGAGGAGAGGAAGAAGGCAAAGAAGAACAAAGACAAAUACAUUGGAGUGUCCUCUGAUAGCAUUGGUGGAGGGUUCAGCAGAUACACGGGUGAUCGCUAUGACUCCAGCAGCUCUGGCGGUAAUGAGGGAAGCAGCAGAGGGAAGUGGGAUGAGGACUGGAAGAGAGACCAAGGCCAGUUCCCCUUCAGUGAGAAACUGGGGGAGAUCAGUGAUAAGAUCGGCAGCACCAUCGAUGACACAAUCAACAAGUUCAGGAAGCAGAGCAGAGACGAUUCACCAGACCGAUUCAGUGACAACGAGGAGGAGCGAAGUCGCCCGUCACGGAACGGCCAGUCUGGGAGGUCGGUGUUCAAAGACGAGGAGGAAACCGUGACGACCAAGAGUGUCCAGAUCGUUCAGGCAACAGAAACUACAGCAACCAGGAAGAGAGGCGGGAUUCCAUCCAAAACUGUGUCCCUGGGAGCCGCGGCCCACUACACAGGAGACAAAAGCCCCGAUACCUCCGCCAAGCAGACUCCGUCUGCAGCAGCACCUCAGCCCUCCAGUAGUGGUCUGGCUGACCUAUUCAUGGUAGAUACAGGACCCAUCCAGCCUGCAGCAGCCACCGACCUGAUAGGAGGAUUUGCUGACUUUUCUUCUCCUGCUGCCUCUGUCGGCCUCUCCACAGUACCUGCCUCUAGUGGGAACAGUGAUUUUGGGGACUGGAAUGCUUUCCCUGACGGCCAGGCCCCCGUCCCCACCCCUUUUGCCCAGCCUCUGGCACCUAGCAACACUGACCUGUUUGGGGCUCUGGCUCCCAGCUCUCCCCUGGCUCCCAGCUCUGCCCUGGCUCCCAGCUCUGCCCUGGCUCCAGCCUCAGCUGACCUGUUUGAUCUGAUGGGUCCGGUCCAGACUCAGUCUCUCUCUGCCUCUCAGAGCCUCACCUUCAAUAUGACCAGCACACAGAACGUGACCAGUACCAUGCCACAUUCCACAUCACUGCCCUUCCAGGUGAUGAGCGGUCCGUUGCAGCCCCAGCAGCAGCAGCAGCAGCAAGUCAUGCUGGGUACCCAGGGUUCCAUGGGGUCAGCGAUCCCCUCCACCUGGUCUGACUCCUCGGUCAACAUCAGUCUGGACUUCCUGGCACCUGGCGUGCAGCCUCCCAAACCCGCCCAGCCCACCCUCAAAACCCUCCAAGGAGUCCAGCCCCUCCCACCUGUCAACAUGCUCUCGCAGGGAUUCGCCGGCAUGGGCCUCGCCCCCUCCCCCAUCAGAACCCCUACAACUCCCAUGAUGUACCCCGGUGCUGGGAUGGGCAUGGCCCCCAGUCAGGGCAUGAUGGGAAUGGGCAUGGCCCCCAGCCAGGGCAUGAUGGGAAUGGGCAUGAACAUGGGUGCUAUGCCCCAGGCUAACAUGACCAUGGGGAUGAGGAUGCCAGCCAUGUCUAUGGGUUCUGGCAUGGUACAGCAGCAGCCCAAGCAAGGAGUGGACGCCUUCGCGGAUUUCGGCAACUUCAGGAAGUGAGGGAAGAUGUGCCGUGAAGGAAAGGGGUGUUUCUGUUUUUCUCUCCCAACAGACUGUCCAUGAAGGAUUGUAAAGAGCUGCAAACAAAGAGUACUUGAAUGUUGUCAAAUAUCAAAUACUGACUGCCACCCCUCCACUUCCUGUUUCUUUCCUUUAAGUGAUAUAUAUAGAGACAUGAAUAUACACGAUUGUAUGCAUCUUUUAAUCAGUUGGAACUUGCAAUCAAGUACCUUUUAGAGUGUAUUCAGUCCAGUAAUGGUUGUGUGCUGUUAAGGUUUGAAUCGGAGAGAACAACAGAGAGCAAAAACACGGUGCCAGAAUAAUGCAGAGAUUUUUCACUUUAAAAUGUAUGCCAAACAAAAACCAAUGACUGCAAAGUUAAACAACCCAUACAACUCUAUGCACAAGGACGGCUUUUAAACUUGUAUGGUUUGUUUAACUUCUCUAACAGUUUUUUGUUUGUAUUGCUUUUUAAAGCACCAUUCUGUUACCAUGGAAUUGUCCAGGUGAAACUUCAAGAGAAUGUCAGUUGGGGUUUUGCUUUACUUAACCAAUUAAUUGUCCAGAGUAGCAAAAAUAUAGUUUUAUAUGAUGAUCCCACCCCAAUAACUCCCCAUCCACCUCUUUUAGAAUGUCAGGUUCUCUUGACCGGUCCCUUCCCUACAACUGUAAAUAUUACUGGUGCGACAGACAAAUAAAUUAUUGAGUACUUGAUUAUGAUAUGAUGAUGUCGUCGUGAAGAGGUGGGUGUCAAUUGGACGGAACCAGAUGUCAAUCAAGACGUUGCUAUUGCACGCUACAUUGCCACGGAGCCGGUCUUUAAUACCUACUUUAUAUAACAGCGUUCCACACUCCAAAUGUGGAGUUUCUGUUCAAUAUUAGAUUUAACAAAUCAAUCAAUCGUUUAUUGAUGGAUGGAUUUAAUAAGUGAAUGAAUGAGAUGAUUGAAAGUUGUUAAUUGAAGAAGCUGUGGUAACGAUAACACAGAUCUCCUUUGUGGCCUUUCUUAUGGGUAUAUAUUUUUUAAAGAACUAUAAUCUUUUUUUCCUUGCAUCCAAAUAAGAUGAUCAGUAGAUGUAGGAACAACCUCCUGGUAGGCUGUGUUCUUUAAGUACUGCACAUGGUGCCUGUGAGACGGAGGCCUUUUCCCUUCAUUAUAACUUACAGGAGACAGACGGAGACACGAUACAACUAUAGUGUUCAUGACCGUUACUGUUAGGCGUCUACAGCACAGUAUGUGUGGUUCUUACUGCUCCCUCUGUCCCCUGGGACCCUCGUGGAUUAGGGGGGAAGAUGUUCCUAGAUGCUGAUCUUGGUUCAGUUUUGCGUUUCCCUCCACUAGUGGUUUAGGUUAGGAUUGGGGGUGGGGAAGCUGAUCCUAGCUCUGUACUUAGGGGAAAAUUCACCCCGGAGUGGAUCUCUGAAGGAAAGGUUUCUCAGACAGUGCAGGUCUAGGAGAGGAUUCCUCUUGUUUGUUUGGUUUUUUUUGGGGGGGGGGGUCGUACAUCUUAUAUGGCACCCUAUACACUUUAUAGUGCACUACUUCUGACCAGAGCCCAUAGGACUCGGGUCAAAAGUAGUGCCCUAUAUAGGAAAUGGGUACAUGUGGAACAAGGUCAGCGAGUACCUCGCAUGUAAACUAGACUCCUGUUUCAGAGCUAUGUCCUCUUCCAGGAGUUCAGGUCAAUUCCAUUUCAAUUCUGGAAGUACACUGAUAUUCCAGUUUUCUUCAAUGCUUUUCAUAAGGAAAAUGUUGAAUGUAGUUUUACUUUCUAAAUGGACUGAAAUGGAAUUGACCCCAACCCUGCACAGAUGAAAACACAGUAGCCUUCUGUCUGAGCUGAGGCUUCACCUGCUGGAAAUGACCAAAAUGUAGCAACUCUUGUUUUUUCUAAGAGAUGAUGUCCUUAGGGGGUUGUGUUUUAUUCUUUUGUUGGUUUAUUUUUUUUCUACUUAUUACAAUUGUUCUGAGAUCUUCUGUAAUGUGGUAUUGUUACAUAAAAUAAAAACACUAGUUUAUGCAAAUGUCUAAAAAGAAAAAGUGAGGCAUCACCAACGAAAAGAGCCUUGAGAAUGUUUUUGUUUGAUUGUCCCAUGAUCAUUUUAUCUACGGCAUUAAAACAGUUGAUUACAGUU
Messenger RNA from Oncorhynchus tshawytscha (Chinook salmon), 4205 nucleotides. Its product is annotated as clathrin interactor 1. Gene Ontology annotation, molecular function: clathrin binding; phospholipid binding. Gene Ontology annotation, biological process: endocytosis. The record is from RefSeq and is a predicted model, not a curated record. Gene Ontology annotation, cellular component: clathrin vesicle coat; endosome; plasma membrane. The transcript is spliced from 12 exons. The coding region runs from base 129 to 2069 and encodes 646 amino acids. Lineage: Eukaryota; Metazoa; Chordata; Actinopteri; Salmoniformes; Salmonidae.